This is a messenger RNA of Neopsephotus bourkii (Bourke's parrot), 664 nucleotides long. Its product is annotated as molybdopterin synthase catalytic subunit. Lineage: Eukaryota; Metazoa; Chordata; Aves; Psittaciformes; Psittacidae. The record is from RefSeq and is a predicted model, not a curated record. Gene Ontology annotation, biological process: Mo-molybdopterin cofactor biosynthetic process. The transcript has 5 exons. Bases 153 to 620 code for a protein of 155 amino acids. Gene Ontology annotation, cellular component: cytosol. Gene Ontology annotation, molecular function: molybdopterin synthase activity.
UCCCUCCAUAUUGAUACUCUUUUGAGAGAACAUAACUUGUUUUUCCUCCUGCAGAAAACGUUGACCAGAAACUACAAGUUAGCGCACCAGUAAAUGAUUAACGCAUAAACGGUAAAUGAAAGAAAAUUGCCAGGGAGCUUUUCUAGUGAGCUAUGGAUGAAAGCAAAGAUGUGCCAAAAGAUUUUAUCAAGCUCAAGUCUGAAAAGCUCUCUGUAGAUGAAGUGUCAGAGCUGGUCAUUUCACCAUGCUGUGGGGCAGUGUCUCUUUUCAUUGGUACUACAAGAAAUAAUUUUGAAGGGAAAAAAGUGAUUCACUUAGAAUACGAAGCGUAUAUGUCAAUGGCAGAGACUGAAAUAAAGAAAAUCUGCAGAGAUGUUAGACAGAAAUGGCCAUCAGUCAAACAUAUUGCAGUGCACCAUAGACUUGGUGUGGUUCCAAUAACUGAAGCAAGUGUAAUUAUUGCAGUCUCCUCUCCACAUAGAGCAGAAUCCCUUGAAGCUGUAAGGUACUGCAUCGAUACCUUAAAAGCAUCUGUCCCAAUAUGGAAAAAGGAGAUUUAUGAGGACGAAUAUUCUUGGAAAGAGAACAAGGAAUGCUUUUGGGCAAAUUCAGGAAAAUAGCUUAACUCUUAAAAAUAAAGUGUUACUGUUUCUAAUGAGCAUAA